Botrytis sinoallii is the source of this 342-nucleotide messenger RNA. RefSeq lists its product as uncharacterized. The transcript has a single exon. Lineage: Eukaryota; Fungi; Ascomycota; Leotiomycetes; Helotiales; Sclerotiniaceae. Bases 1 to 342 code for a protein of 113 amino acids. The record is from RefSeq and is a predicted model, not a curated record.
AUGAAGGAAUUCCCCGAAUUUGAUCACUUCCGGCCAACAAAAGAAUAUCAGAAGUUACAACGAAGUAUAGAGGAAACCAAGCAUGCUCGGCCACAAACAGUAACAGCAAGCGAAGUGCAAAGAUAUAAGUCCGUCGUAGGUUCAAUCUGUCAUGAACCAUCACGAAGAUCCUCGAUGCCAUUUUCGGAAGCUUCUCAUUCAAGACCCGGAUCCAGCAGGAUACAUGCGCCAGUUGAACAAUUCCAAGCACAAGGCAGGAGCCUCGAAAUGUUAGAAAAUGAAUAUCACAGUCUAGAGCGCAAGAUCGCCGAGAUGCAUAUGAAGAGCACCAACGAUUAUUAG